CAAUUUUCCGUCUUUUUUACAAGCAAGAAUGUUGUCAGAACCUUUGAAGGAAGCUGAAGGGCCCGAAGAAGGCCAAACUACUGCAUAUGAAUAUUACAAACGUAUAGUUAAUGAACUUAACUUGUCUGGUGCUUUUUAUCGUCAAAAGGAUGUUUCUCAACCUGCAAAGGAUUUUAUUACUUCAACAAAUAAGGACCCAGUCUCUUUACUGAAUAUUUAUUCAACAAUUAGUGGAGAAGUACCUUUUAAAUUUUUUGAAUAUGAAUUGGUUGGACGUCCUGACAAAAAUAAAUUUCUGAUUGUUUCUGAAUUGGAUGGCCAACCAAUUUUUGGUUUUCCUUCGGCGUCCAAAAAAGAUGCAAAAAAGACCUGUGCUGUUUGUAUUCUUGAAAAGCUUUAUUUGGAACAACGCCUCAAUUGUCUGAGCAGCACUGGACGAAAACUCAAACAUCCAAAUCGCCAUCCUCGUCCACUUCCAUUUACUCCUGUUCCAAAACUGGAUGAAGAUUUGGGCAAAAUUAGCGCUGAGUUUUACCAACAGCCUCUAUCUGUCGAUCCGCAGAUGGCUUUGUUUGCUGAGGAUGUUGAUUUUGAUGGUCCGAUUGGUCCUAAACUUUUGGAAAUGAAACAGAACUUUGAAGAACAAAAUCCAAUGCCAUUAGAUUACAAAGACAAGGAGAAAUAUGAAGAUGUUCGCAACAGAGCUUUUAAACUUUUUUGUGAAAAUGCAUUUUGGGCUGAGUUAAAAUUGUGUGAAGCUACAAUUGAAAAGCUUAAUGCAGCUGGAAUGUGGCAUGAAAAUUGGAAUUCUGUUGCUUAUGUUAGCCAAUGUAUUAUGCGUUUAAAUUCUUGGAGAAUUAGAGAAAUGAAUGAAGAACAGAAACAACAGCAGGAAGAAACGACUGGAGGACAGGAGAAAUCGGAACAAAUGGAAAUUAAAGAACCGAAGAAGGUGGAACUUCCAGAAUAUUUUGUCUUUACAUUGCCAUAUCUUCCUCCACGUUAUGCUUGUGUUGCUUUAUUCAAUGAAGGAUUUUUUCAUGGUCAAAUUUCUAACUCAAAAUCAAAGGCAAAAGCUUGUUGUGCUGUAGUUAUUGCACAACAUUUGAUUGAAAAGGGUUGGACUAAUCUUGGUAAGAAGAAAGUUGAACGUCCAAAAUCUGUUAAAAGUCGGCCUACUCAAAAGAAGCGAAAGAAGGAACCGUCGGAGGAAGAUUUGGUAUCUAUUGAAACUAAUUCAUCUGGAAUUCGUCCAAUAGAAUUUCAGCCAUACCAAUUCCUUUUGACAUUACAUCCAAAUGAAAAUCUUGAUCCUCGUACACAUUUUCUUCUUGCGACACAUGCAAGUAAAAACGCAACGGUCCUUUUAACUGAAAUUUGUGCAAAGUAUCGAUUGGGGGCGCUUAGCUAUAAUGAGAUUAGUGAAGUUGGACCGAGAUUCAUUGCUGAUGCAAUAAUUUCGCCAUAUCCAAUUCCUGGUGUUCCAUUGGAAGUAUUGGGUGGACCUCUAUUUCAAGCGCGAGGUGUGCCAGAAAAGAAUAAGAAAAAUGCAAAGGCUUCAGCUUCGCGUGCUGCACUUGAUAUUUUGGUUCGCAAAGGGACAAUUCAAAUUAAUGAGCAAAACUUUGAUGAGUUCAAAACGUUUGUUAAGGCAUUAUUUUUUGAGGAUAUUCCGUCAAUGGCCCAGGAAAAUAUUUAUAAUGAGAAUGUUAAUAGAGCUGAAGUUGUUGUCAGCACAAACUCGUAA
This is a messenger RNA of Meloidogyne enterolobii, 1747 nucleotides long. The record is from the annotation of a GenBank genome assembly. Lineage: Eukaryota; Metazoa; Nematoda; Chromadorea; Rhabditida; Meloidogynidae.